GGUCCUAUAUAAAAAGCAGACACUGCAAAGGGAUUGGUAGUUCUGGUUUAAGCAGAGUAAAGCAGAAAGCAUUCAGCGAUCAUGCAGUCCUCCACUUUCCUGAUGGCCCUUUUGGUGGUUGCCCUGCUCAUGCUGUGCAGCGCUCCAGCUACGGAGGCCACCUUCUUCCUGAUCGCCUGCAUGCUGCGAUCCCCUCUCUGCCCAUGGGCCACCACAGCCUCUUCGAGUUCCACUUGAGGGGCUCGACUCCAUGGAAAUAAUGAACCUGUUCUCGAUUGGACCUAUUUUUGAGCUAUCAGUAUAUUAAUAAAAUAAUUUUUUUUUGUUGCAUUGAA
This is a messenger RNA of Drosophila ananassae, 335 nucleotides long. RefSeq lists its product as uncharacterized. The coding region runs from base 82 to 237 and encodes 51 amino acids. NCBI's taxonomy places the organism in Eukaryota, Metazoa, Arthropoda, Insecta, Diptera, Drosophilidae. The record is from RefSeq and is a predicted model, not a curated record. The transcript has a single exon.